Schistosoma margrebowiei is the source of this 3837-nucleotide messenger RNA. Lineage: Eukaryota; Metazoa; Platyhelminthes; Trematoda; Strigeidida; Schistosomatidae. The record is from the annotation of a GenBank genome assembly.
AUGGGUUCAAUAAGUGACGGAAACGAAUUGAACGAGGAUAGUUCAAAACGAAAAUUAAAAAGAGGUCAUUCCGGUGUGAAUCAGUUAGGUGGAAUGUUUGUUAAUGGUCGACCUCUGCCCGAUACAACACGUCAACGGAUUAUUGAGUUAGCUCAUUCAGGUGCUCGUCCAUGUGAUAUAUCACGUAUACUACAAGUAUCCAAUGGUUGUGUCUCAAAGAUAUUAUGUCGUUAUUAUGAAACUGGUUCAAUUAGACCAAAAGCGAUUGGUGGAAGUAAACCAAGGGUUGCUACAAAUGCAGUUGUUAACAAAAUUGAUAUUUAUAAACGUGAAUGUCCGUCAAUAUUUGCUUGGGAAAUACGUGAUCGAUUAUUACAAGAAGGGGUAUGCACACCGGAUAAUAUACCAAGUGUCUCAUCUAUCAAUAGAGUUCUUCGCAAUUUGUCAAACGAAUCACAAAGACAAUUGUCGUCUGCCGCAGCAGCCGCUGCUGUAGCUGCGGCCGCUGUUGCCGCUCAAGCUGUUGUACACAGAAAUGAAGUGAAUUCAAAUUCAAUGGGUGUAUCGAAUACAAAUCAACAUAUUUCAACACAAAAUUAUCUAUCAAAUAUGAAAUGUGAUUUACAUGGUUUAACUAAAUCAUUUAUGCCAUCUAUGUUUAAUUUUACACCAUAUCAUGUUACAAACAACAAUAAUAAUUCAAAUAACAAUAAUAAUAUCAAUAAUAAUCAUAAUAUAUUCACAAUGCCACCGUCGAUAUCACAAUUCUAUAGUCAACAAAAUUCAAAUCUAAACAGACAUUCUACCAGUUGUUUUAAUGAUCAUAAUGUGAUUGAAUCACAUAGAACUGUUCCUAAUACACCUCAUAUACAUGCAAAUAAUACAAUCUAUUCUAAUUUAAAUCAAAACCCACACUCACCGAUAAUAUCCUGCUUCCAAACAGGAAAUGGUAUAAAUAAAUCUGUCCCGUCGAAUUUUAGACAUGAAAACUUACACUCGAUGCGUUUACCUUAUGAUAAAUUUAAUGAUUUAUUAAUAACUGCAUCAUCGGGCGCAUCACAAACUUCAUGGGCACAAGCAUGGUAUUCAGCAGCGGCCGCAUCGGCCAAUAGUGUCUAUUCCAGUUUAUAUAAUUCAUCUAAUUCAAGUCAGAAAAAUGAAUUCCUUCAGGAAAGACAGUUUUCACCAUCUUUAAAUUACUUAAAUCAUUGUGGAUUGCCUGGGUUUUAUCAAAACCUAGAAAAUGCAGUUAACUCAGUGAAUGACACUAAUAUGGGAACGAAGUGUUCAGGGAAUGUGGAUAUCAAUAAUGAACUAGAUAAUCGUAGUAUAAGUGAAUUAUCACCUCAUUGUUCUGAACAACGACAACAGUCACAUCAUCGUCAUCAAGAGAAAUCAUCUAUGCUAUCUCAUCAAUCAUUGCAUAAUACAUUACAUAUAUAUAAUGAAAAUAGCUCACCAGUGCAUCAGUCAUUAUUAUCAAAUAAUUAUGAGUUGAAACCGGACUCUAAAUGGUCAUUCAAUGCAGAUUCAUUACGUCAUUACAACGAUCAGCACCAUCAAACUAUGCAUCAACAAGCCGAAAACCAUCAGAGAUCUAACAAUAAUUUGUUCAAAUCAGAGACAGAAGAAUUUAAACAGUUAGUUUCUUCUCUAGAUGACAAGGAAAAAACAGAUAGACCGAGAAGAAGGUUUUCAAUAAACCCAUUGUUUACAUAUGAAAAUAUAAGUAAUGUGAAUGAGAAUACAGCAAAUUUUAUGCAGUCACAUAAAGACGAUGUUGUUAGCACGCAUCUACAUUAUUUAUCAAGUAGAGAUAUGCAAAGUAUUGAUGAGCAGUCAUUUCCUCAUAUAGAUAAGGAGCAUAGAAUGAACGAAUCACAAUUGGGAAUAGAUGAUGAUGAAGAUGAUGAUAAUGACGAUGGUGAAGAUGAUGAUUGUGAUGAUUUGGUUAAUUGUAAUGCAGCAAUUAGUUCAGCAUCAGCUGUUUCAAGUAGUAAUGAAAAUAAUGUAAAUCAAUCGUUAUCAUCGUCUUCUGCUAAAAUCCUAGACUCAAAGUUAACAACGAAUUUAUAUCUUAAGCAAAUAAACGAUUCUAAAGAAAGAAACAUCGGGAGUGAAACAUAUUCAUGUAGAAAUUCUGUAAAUGAAAAUCGAAUUGUUUGUGAUGACAGCUUCACAGAAAAUAACCAGUUACUGAUGACAAGAGGAUCAAAUCCAGAAUUUUUUGAAAGAGAAUUUCAUGAAAAUUUUACAAGAAAAUUAAAUGAAAUUAAUACAAGACAUGAACAUGAACAACAAUAUAAUAUAAUGAAAAUAAAUAGAAUGAAUGAACUUUUACAGGGGAACAAUAAUGAUCAGACAACUUUACAACAAUCACGAACACCGAUAACAACAUCAUCUUCAUCAUCGUCAACAGUAAUGACAGAGAAUGCAAAUAAAUUUAUACAAUUGACCAAUAACAUUACUACUACUAGUAGUAGUGGUGUUGGUAUUAGUAAUGAUAGUAGUGAUAAUAUGACAAGUGAAAGGAAUGACUUUAUACAAAAUCAAUUAAAUACACAAUUUUAUCAUGAAUUAAAUGAAACACAAGAAACAUUUUUAGAAACAUUACAUGCAAACCAAAUAGAACAGCCAAAAGAACUAACUAAAAAUAAAGCCUUUCUUAAUACAGAUAAUUCUGAUUUAUGUGUUAGAACAAUGAAUAAAAGACCGAAUAGUAUUACUGCGAUUGUUCAAUCAAUAUCAACAACAACAUCAUCAACAUCAAUAUCGUCGUUGAAUAGUUCAAAAUCUGAAUUGAAUGAAAGAUCUAAUUCUGUAUUAAGUGAAAUAAAUUUCUCACAAAUGAUUAUGACUGAUGAAAAAUAUCAAAGUAAUAAACAGAAACAGUCAGACCAACAACAACAUCGUCAUCAUCAUCAUCAUGAGGAGCAACUGCAGCAACAACAACAACAACAACAACAGCAACAACAACAACGCAGUCGUACUUCAUUCUCUAAUCUUCAAUUAGAAGAACUUGAAAGAGAAUUUGAGCAUACACAUUAUCCUGAUGUGUUUUCUCGUGAAAAGUUAUCCAGUCGAAUCCUACUGCCUGAAACCCGUAUACAAGUUUGGUUUUCUAAUAGACGUGCAAAGUGGAGACGUGAAGAAAAAAUGCGAAUGAAACAAUUAGCUUCUAGAAAUCAACAGAAAUCAAUUCAUCAGUACCAUAGUAACAAUAAUAAUAAUAACAAGAUCAACCCAUUAAUAUCAAGUUUAACAAUGACACCAACAAUAAAAUCUGUUGUAAACACUGCCUAUGUCAAUAAUACUGAUAUUAGUCUAAAAGAUAAAAUCAAUAAUACUUCCAGAACCGUGGAAAUAAAUAAUUCAAAUCGUUCAAUUUAUUCUGGAAUUCCAAAUAAAAGUAAUAAUAAUAAUAUACAUAUGACCAGUUGUAUUGAUGAUGUAUCUAAUAAAAAUAUUGAUUGUGGAUCAACUGAUCUACUCAGAUUACAGGAUGAACAUAAAAUUCCAUCAUCUAAAGUUCCUGUAAAAGUUAGUAAAUUAAAUGAUUUCUUAUCAUUAUCAUCUACCAGGUAUUCAACUACUGAUUUAUUGGUUAAAAAGAAUAUUGAUGAAAGAUAUAAUCUUUAUCAUAAUCCUUUCUAUCAUAACAUAGAAGAGAAACACUGGACUUAUUUACCUCCACAUCUACAAAUUCAAUCACAAAAUAAUUUGGAUCAAUCAACAAUUGAACAACAAACAUGUUUGAGUAAUAUACAAAAUAUAACCAAGAAUUUUGUUUAAAUUUUAAAAUCUCGUCACUAUUAAGAACAACAAUAACAAAAAGAC